UAUAAAAAUUGACGUUUCUUCACUGAAAGCUGCCGAUUAUUUUACAAUCAUAAACAAAAAUUUACCGCAAAAACUUAUUGAUAUAAUUCUCAAUAUAAGAAAUGUCAGCGGGAUCAGUAGACUUAAGCUCAUAUCGCGAUCAACAUUUUAAAGGCUCACGGUCUGAUCAAGAGCGUUCACUCCGUGAAUCGUGUACAUUGUAUGUGGGGAAUUUGUCAUUUUACACAACCGAAGAACAAAUUCACGAAUUAUUUUCCCGUUGCGGUGAAGUGAGACGUAUAGUGAUGGGUUUAGAUAAAUACAAAAAAACACCUUGCGGAUUCUGUUUUGUAGAAUAUUAUGUACGUACAGACGCAGAAAUGGCCAUGCGAUACGUAAACGGAACACGACUAGAUGAUCGCUUAAUACGAGUUGAUUGGGAUGCAGGCUUUAUUGAGGGGCGUCAGUAUGGUCGCGGCAAAACUGGUGGACAAGUGCGAGAUGAAUACCGAACAGACUAUGAUGCCGGACGAGGAGGUUAUGGCAAAUUGUUGCAGCAAAAAAUUGCACCAAACACCGACAAUCGUUAAUUUUGUGGUAUUUUACCUUUAACUUUAGGAUUUAUACGUAAUAUACAAUAUAAACAAAAAAUUUUA
Messenger RNA from Bactrocera latifrons, 635 nucleotides. It is a transcript of the gene Cbp20, whose product is annotated as nuclear cap-binding protein subunit 2. The record is from RefSeq and is a predicted model, not a curated record. Lineage: Eukaryota; Metazoa; Arthropoda; Insecta; Diptera; Tephritidae. Gene Ontology annotation, cellular component: nuclear cap binding complex. The transcript is spliced from 3 exons. Gene Ontology annotation, biological process: mRNA cis splicing, via spliceosome. Bases 102 to 569 code for a protein of 155 amino acids. Gene Ontology annotation, molecular function: RNA cap binding.